Molecule: messenger RNA, 462 nt
Organism: Letharia columbiana
Lineage: Eukaryota; Fungi; Ascomycota; Lecanoromycetes; Lecanorales; Parmeliaceae
Exons: 1
Coding region: 1-462 (153 amino acids)
Source: RefSeq, a predicted model, not a curated record
AUGCCUAAGCUACUCGGGCAAGACGGGCGUUUGCUAUACGAAGCGAAAGAAAAGGACAAGAUCAACAAGAACAGCUACAAGGAGUAUCUGGCAAUGCUUGAUGACAAUCUCCAAAGCCUGUCAGCAACCAAGCAAUAUGACAUGAAGACUGCUACUCACCAGGACCCCCUUACCGCCUCAGCGGUGGUAGCGAAACUUCAGGGUGGGAUGACUGGCAAGAUUCAGAUCUCCCACGGAGAUCAUUCCAAGAUUUUGUCUCAGCAAACGGCCUUCUACGCAUCAGCUGUUAAGAUUAUACGCCGAGAGCUGGUUCAGUAUGGAAUGAUCGUUAGCAACCUCGCCAAAAAAACCAAGGACCAGCGUAGCGAAAUCCGAGCAAUCGCCAAACAGUUGCUAGGAUAUCUUGACGCAUACCAGCCGAAAAUUGUUGGCAAGGACAAGGCCGCUGCUCCUGAGAAAUAG